AUGGACGACUUAUUGGAUAUAUCAGAAGUAAAUUCCAUGAGUAAUGUUAGAUUUGAAGAGGUUUUCGGUAAUGUGAUAGAACUCUAUAGCACCGCGUCGGUUCAUGUACAAAAUAUGCGUCCGUUCCAAGAUGUAACUGACCUCUGCGCUGCGUUCAACAAAUAUUUGGAUGAAGUCUGCUUAGAAGAAAAACUUAAGGUUCUUAGUUCACAUCCUGAUUUAGCGGGUCGAUUAGCUGCACAGGGGGAGCUCACACGCGAGUCCGCGGGUGAACAGCGCAGUGCCGGACUAACCGAUCUUACUGCCGAGCAAAAAGCUCUUAUAGACUUACAUAAUAAAAGGUACAAGGCCAAAUUUGGUUUUCCAUUUGUAAUUUGUGCAAGAGAAAAUAAAGUACAAGCAAUAAUUGAAGGUUUACAACAACGAUACAGUAACACAAGGGAUACCGAGAUAAACAUUGGUAUCAAUGAAGUUAAGAAAAUUUGCAGACUUCGUAUACUUGAUAUUGUCAAAAAU
Molecule: messenger RNA, 516 nt
Organism: Brenthis ino (lesser marbled fritillary)
Lineage: Eukaryota; Metazoa; Arthropoda; Insecta; Lepidoptera; Nymphalidae
Source: the annotation of a GenBank genome assembly